UGAAGCUGAGCAGUGUGCGGGUUGAGGAGCAGGAUCACUUCUGUCCUCAGAGCUCAGGACGAUCCAGUCUCAAGUGUCACUGAGAGGAGCAGAGUCUGCAGCUGGUUGUCCACAGAGAAACAAGAUUAAUAAGACACCGGACCUUUUUUCAGACUUCAGGAUGAUCUAUCACCUUUCAAAUCAACACAGAGACUAAGCUGCUUCGGCUCGGUUAAAUUAACCAUUCCCUGAAAGAGGACUAAAGAAGAAAAAGAAGAGGAGGAGGAGGACAAGUCAUUCUAUCAACAAAAGACAAUCAAAGAGGUCUAAAUUGGCGGCUUUGGGGACUAUUGGAUGUUUUGUCCCUUCUGAAACCCAGAAGAAAAGAGGAAUAAAGAAAAAGUGACACGAGAAAAGAAGGAAAAUGGUCCCAUUGUAAGAACAACCAGAAGAGGAUGUUGAUGUCUGUUGCAUCCACUGAUUCGCAAAGAGAAGAAGAAAAUAACAUUGAAAGAAACAUAGAGAGAAGAAGACAAUAAAGAUAGCUUUUUACCAAAUCCAAGAGGAGGAAUAAAGUAGAUAAGAAACAGACGGAAGAAGUUUUUCUACCAACCGAUUGAUCAAAGACCUUGUAGACCAGCAUUUGUGUCAUUCUCUAAAGUUCGGAUAACAACGAGGAACAUCAGCUUGUUAGAAUUAGGGAAGAAAAUUCAUUUUACAUCAAAGUUUGAGAUUUUUAUUAAAUAUUCUCAAAGAAAAAGGUCUUCAUUUGCAGUUUGCUGAAGACAGAGAAGUAAAAGGACCAAACAUAACAGUCAAAGGAAGCUACAAAAAGAGAAUAAUUAAACAGAGGAAUAAAGAGAAAAGAAAAAAGAGUAAAAGAGAAAUAUCUUCUGAAAAGGGAGGAAAAAUAAAUUCGAAGCGACCACAGAGACAAAAAGGAAUAAUCAAGGCACAGGGAUGAACCAAGAAGAGAGGGAAGAGUAAAGAGCCCAACAAGGACACAUUAAAGUAAUAGGGGGGACUGAAAAACAAAAGUCCUGGAAAAGGACAAAAAAGGUUUAUAGAGGAAAAUCAAGAAUAGAGACUGAGAAGGACCAGGUGUGACAAUGAGGCUGCCUGUGCUUCUUGCAGCUUCUCUCUCCGUCCUCUACAUUGCAGCCGUGGUCCCGGCAGAAAGCUUGGCCCCGGGCCGGCUGGAGCGCUGGGUCCGAUCAGGCCUCCAGUCGCUGCAGUGGGACCAGCUGGAGCGAUGCCUCCGCAUGUCCUCCCUCACUGAGGCCGAGUGCAGGCGCAUGGCCCACCUCCCAAUGUCCUCUGUGGCCGUUUACAUAUCGGAGCCUCGCUCUGCUGCAGGUAACUCAGACAAAGUUUUUGCCAUCCUGCCGGACUCCUCAGGUGGCUCGAUGAGCUACAAGCCCCGGGGAGGAUUCAGUGUCAGCCAGGCUCUGAAUGGACGGGAAGGAACCCACAGGCGACGGCAGCUUUUCCCUGGCUCCACAGCCCAUGAUGCCGUGCUGGUGCUGGAUCCAAGCCCAGGGGAGAACUUUGGACACCCAGUGGUCCUCUUCUACGUGGAUGUAAAUGUGACAAAGAAGAGAUGCUCCCACCUGGAUGGAAUUUACCUGGGUGAGGAGUGUUUGACUCUGGCUUUGAAGGGUCGCUGUCAGAACCAGCUGAAGCGUCGGCAAGCAGGGCCAGAGAGGCUCAUGGGUAACGGACAUGGUCGGCUGGCAGGUGGUGCAAUGCGUGGUAGUACAAUUACUACUAGUGGGGGAAGGCUUUGUGAAGUCCACUUCCUCCCACUGGUUGUCGGAGUUGGAGACAGCAACCGAACGCAGAGACUCAGAUGUGUUGACCAUGCAGAGUUUGCAAGGUGCCCUCAGCCGCUGCCAAUGGGCUCUCCCAGUUUGCCUGUCUCCAGCUGUGAGCUAAAUAAAAACACCAGACGCUGCCACCAGCAGCCAUUGGCCACACACCUCUCCUGUCGACUCUACCAGACCUGUGACCACGCUGUGCUCAUCUCAGGCGGCUGGCAGCAGCAGAUGACGUUCCAGCGUCAUGUCCAAAAUCUUCAGAGGUUUUACAGAAUGCUGCAGAACAACGGCUUCCACAAAGAACACAUCAAGACCUUCUUUGCCAGCAGCGGACACUUUACUGAGGAUUUAGAGGGUGUGUACUCUGCAACGGAGAAGGCAGUGAUUCGUAACCACAUGUCGUACGUCUGCAGGAAGCAGCACUGCGCCGACACACUGGUUCUGUACCUGAACUCUCCAACACGCAACGAUGGCACCAUGCUGCUGUGGGACGCCAACCUCAACGGCAUUGCUGACCUGAAGGAGCGAUACUCCGUCAACGAGCUGCUGGCCGACCUGGCGGGCUGCAGGGCGACUCGUGUUCUGCUGUUUGUGGACCAGAGCUACAGCGGCGUUCUGUCCAAGAGGCUGCGAGGGUCCCAGAAACAUCUCAACGUGGUUUUGAUCCAGAGCCAGGCACGGCAGACCCACAGCCACCAGAGGAUGAACCCUGGCUGGGAGGAGAGCAGCUGGUCCUACAUCAACCCUGCGAGCUGCCUGCUGGACCAACUGGGAAAGGGUCCUGGGAUGUCUCGUCUCCUGGAGCCAUGGGCUGGUCUAUUGAACGUGACACUGGCCGGCGCCCCCUGCAAUGCCACGCCGCCUCUGACGGAUGGCGAGAUGCGGCGAGAGUACCAGGGCUGCCAGAACUUACCAACUGCACUCUGGCAUCAGAAACACAGGAGGACCAACUGAGAGAGAGACAGAGAGACACUGAGACCAGGGCCGUGGGAAGUAGGGGUGCUGAGGGUGCUGCAGCACCCCCUGGUGGAGGACAGGGGAUCUGCACUUCCACAAGAUUAAAUACAAAUAUAAUACAAUUUUCAGCCUUGAUGUAACAACAUUCAUAAUUAAGUAAAGAUAACACCCUUUUCACCCCGGUUACAUUUUCCAUUUGCCCCGUACG
Messenger RNA from Gymnodraco acuticeps, 2961 nucleotides. RefSeq lists its product as uncharacterized. Bases 1089 to 2750 code for a protein of 553 amino acids. NCBI's taxonomy places the organism in Eukaryota, Metazoa, Chordata, Actinopteri, Perciformes, Bathydraconidae. The transcript is spliced from 8 exons. The record is from RefSeq and is a predicted model, not a curated record.